Messenger RNA from Triplophysa dalaica, 5400 nucleotides. It is a transcript of the gene magixb, whose product is annotated as membrane-associated guanylate kinase, WW and PDZ domain-containing protein 1. Gene Ontology annotation, molecular function: protein binding. Gene Ontology annotation, biological process: signal transduction. The record is from RefSeq and is a predicted model, not a curated record. Lineage: Eukaryota; Metazoa; Chordata; Actinopteri; Cypriniformes; Nemacheilidae. Gene Ontology annotation, cellular component: cytoplasm.
ACCAGUGUGGCGUGCGCAUCUCAUCUGCGCUGCCCCUACGCGUACAGAUUGUGUGUUCUUAAGAAAAUAGUGAUUUUAAAGUCGUGCAAAGUUAGAAAUCUCACCGCAUCUAAUAAUUAACUAUUUCUUUUUAGCAUUUUUGGCCGUCGCGGUCAAAUCUAGUUUUUUGCCGGACCAAUGUAUAUAGACGCGUUUAAACGGAUGAUAUUUGAACGCCUCAGUUGUUUGAAGAGAAUGUGUGUAUGUCAGCGACAAUGCAGUUCAUUUGCCAUGUCUAAGGUUGCAGUGAAGAAACUGCAUUGGCGCUCUAAAGUGCAGGAGACCUUCAUACCGCUGGUGGGCAGCUCGGGGGAGCUGGGUGUGGCCAUAGGAGGCGGGGCUGAUUAUGGAGAGUUCCCAUUUGUCACCGCUGCGCCUGGAGGAGGGAUCACUGUUGGAGAUAUCAUAAUAGAAAUCGGAGGAACGUCUGUUUUGGGCCUGACCUUAGGAGAUGUGCGCGGGGUCCUAAACUCCUGUCCCCAUCCCAUCCGCAUCAAAACCGUUUCUCCAGGUUCGACUCUAUGCAAGGACUUGAGGUUAUAUCUGAGCAAAUGUUUCACGCCUGGUUCUGUGGACAGUCAGCUCCAGCAGAUCAUCAGAGAAAACCUUUAUCUGAGAGCCGUGCCCUGUACAACUAGACAGCCGCGGGACGGGGAGAUCACAGGAGUCGACUAUAACUUUGUCUCGGUUGAAGAGUUCUUCUCGCUUGAGGAGUCUGGAGCGCUGCUGGAGAGCGGCAAGUUCAAAGGAAAUUACUAUGGAACCCCUCGCCCGGUCCACAUCAAUCCUGAUAGUCCUCCCAUCACCUACCAGGAGCACAGGAACCUGCUGAGGAAAUUCCGUACCCGCAGCAAGUCUCUCAGCAAUCUGGAGAAAGCAGGCGAGGAGGGUGACAACAGCGAGGAGGACUCAGGGCUGUCAGCUUACAUAAAUUUGGUCAACUAUUCUAAAGGAGGUUCAGCAGGGGCGAGCAGUGUCCCCGCCCACACUUCAUCCCGAAGCCAAUCACGAAAUUCCAGUAGAGGAGACAGCAGUGCCUUGGAAAAUGGAGUCGAGCCCCGUAGAUGUGGACGGGUAACAGAAAACUGGGAGAUGAUGUACAGCGACUCAGGGAAUCCCUACUACAAAGACCAUCAUCUGAAGCUGUCUUCUUGGUGUAGCCGCCAAACUCACAGCAGAGAAAACAUCCCAAUGAACGAAAUGGCAGAGUUUACAGAUCAGCCAGGUGAACUGAAAGGCUUUUCUGUUCACACCAGUCUGGUAAAGGGCUCAAGGGGCUUCGGUUUUAACAUUGUGGGUGGCAGUAGGCCUCAGGAGUUCCUGCAGAUCUACAGCAUCACUUCUGGAGGACCUUCCACCCUUAAAACCGCGGACAUUCUGGUGUACAUCAAUGAUACCUGCGUGCUUGGCUGGUCUCACAAAGAGGUUGUGGAGAUGUUAAAAGUUCUUCCAGUGGGUCAUACUGUGGACUUUGUGGUGCGUCGGGGUUACCCCAUGCUUUUUAACUCUGAUGGCAGUCCGAAGAUGCCCCACCGUAGGUUGACGGCUUCUCCAGGCCGUGACUCACAGUCACUACAUCUACCUCCACCAACCACCACACAACCCAGAGCUCAAGCUCCCCUCCCUUAUGCUCAGCUACACCUCAACCACAACAGUCCAUCAUGGUCUGACUUUGAGAGAGGCUCCUCGAGACAUCUCCGAGCACGGCAGUCAAGGUUGAGUCUGGAUGCUAACGGUAAUUCAUCUCCUUAUGGUUCGCCCUCAAGAGCUCCUUACCCAUACAUGAAUGGUUACGGGAGUGGCUACAUGAGACCGCAGCGCUCCUCAAGAGGGAUUGGAAGUUUACAGAAUGCAGAUCUGGCCAGCCAAAGUGACAGUGAAGUGGUGUCUGCUAUUGGAUCACACAGGGCCUCUUUUAUCCGCAACCACAAUAACAACACAAUGUCCACUCCACCACCUCGCCGUCUAUACUCCAACAACAAAUCUUCUGAAAGUGACCUUUCCUCGUGCACUCCACCACCCACGUCGCGGUUGCCCCUGCCCCACACAGAAAUAAGUCCCGGCCCGCUUUCCUUUUCCCCCGGAAGAGAAAGACGCUACUCGCAUCUCCGUCAGCAUGCGUUGCUGACCCCGCCCAACAGCGCCCAUUCAGAUGGGCCUUACUUCACUUUCAAUGGGACGGCCAGCGCCAGCAGCAGUCCAAUCAGCAGCAUCCCGUCACCGGGAGCCAUGAGCAGCAUCAUCGGCAGUGGAUUUCCUGGAAUUGGGGAAUUAGUCCCUGUUGUCUUGGCUAAGUGCGAAAGAGGGAGCAACAUGGGGUUCAGUGUCACAGCCGGAGGUCACGGAGGCAGACAGACGCUCGUGAAGAAGGUCUGGGACCCAAGACAGUGUAUCGGACUUCAGUCGGGAGAUGCUAUUGUGAAGAUCAAUGGAGCGGAUGUACAGAGUCUCAGUUUUGCACAGGUCCAAAGGAUUCUGCAGGAACACACAAAAAAAGGAGAGGUUAUUGUGCUAGUUUACAGAGGGGGUCCCUCACAUUACUCCAUUUCCCCUAAUUCAGUGCGUCGACUAACUCCUCCCCCUCCACGCUCCGCCUCGGACUCAGAAGUUCCUUACACAGACUCCACCCCAUUAGCGUGCAACUCUCUAACCCCGCCCUCUCCAGCACUGGUGCGCUCCUCAUUGGUUCAAAGCACCAGCUUUCUGGAUUCCGUACCUGUCACUCUCACGCUUGAGCCACGGGAUUGGAUGAGUUCAGAGGAAGGCGGGACAAUGCUCAGUCCAAGAGUUAAAACGGAAGAGAAAGAACGCACUAAUCUAAGAGGAUAUGAGGUGGAGCUAAAGAGGAAGUCAGGUGAAGGAUUUGGAUUUGUUAUCGCCUCUCAGGAUGUGGAAAAUGGCAAAGCAGCGUCUCUGCUCCCUCACAGGUUUGUGACAGUACGCAGAGGCAGCCCGGCCGCCCGCAGCGGUCAGAUCAGGCCCGGGGAUCGCCUGGAGGCAGUUGAUGGGAGAUCAGUGGUUAAUUUACCCCACAGAGAGCUGGCUCAGAUCCUGCGGAGAGCUGGAAACUCACUGCGCUUAACCAUUGUACCACGCUCCAGUGCUCAUUCUUCAGAGAAUGCUGACCAUGACCCUGAUUCUAAGAACAGGAAAUCUCACAGGUCAAAAUCAAAGGACGCCUCGCGCUACUACAGUGUGGAGCUGGAGAGAGGGUCCACAGGGUUUGGCUUUAGUCUCAGAGGAGGGAGUGAAUAUAACAUGGGCCUCUAUGUGCUGGGGCUGAUGGAGGGAGGACCAGCCUCACGCAGCCACAAAAUACAGGUGAGCGAUCAGCUGGUGGAGAUCAAUGGUAACAGUACUGCAGGAAUGAGUCACGCUCAGGCUGUUGAGCAGAUCAGAACUGGAGGGAUCAGGAUACACCUCGUCUUCAAACGGGGCAAUGGAUAUGUCCCUGACUACGACCGUGAUCACGUCGCAGCCGUCUCCUCCUCACCCCCGGCCCUGCAGUCGGGUCUGGCUGCAGUGACCCGUGGCCGCGCCCAACGGGAUGCCAAAUCCAGCGUUCCAAAACCAGUGAAGACCAAGAGGGGGCGGAGACAACAGAAGGGGUGGGGAAGCGAUGAAGGAGACCGAGAGAGCCCUGACAGUCACAAGGGCAGAAAUCAAAGCAGUGAGUGGAAGUUUGAAGAUGAAAGGAGGAAACGCAGGUCACAAAGCUUGCCCAGAGACAUACUGAAAGGACAGAGUAAAGAAAAAAUGGAGCUACAAAUUGUUAAGGAAGAGAAAUGGAAGAAAAAGAAUGAAAAGAGAAGAGAAAACAGGCCAAGCAGGAGCGAAGAGACGGUGAGAUGGGAGAGCAGCGAGAGCGAGGGAGCUGUGGAAAUGGACGAAAGUCAGAACACACAAAACAUCCAUAACCAGAGACUUCCUGAACCUAAACUGCAGUGGGAGGAAGAAGAUCAGUGGGAGUGGGACAGAGAGUGGAAGAGAGAGAGAGAACAGCCGAGGCACAAUUCAGAGAGCGACAGAGAGGAAGAUUGGGAAAGAGAGAAUGAGAGAAAGGUUAAAAAUGAAUUGCGAGAUUGGGAGUUGAAUGGAAAAACUGAAGGAGGGAUACCUUACCAAAAAAACAAAGAUAGAGUAGAAAGUAGUCGUAGGUCUCGUCCUUUUUCAGGUGUCCUUGUCCUGCCUCCAGCAGUUCAGCCCCGCCCACUUCGUCCAAGCAAGUCCUUAUUUGGGCUUUCUCGUGAAGGGAAGCCGGAAUUCAAUCAGAUCCCGUUUGAUUUUCUAGCAUGUGCUACAUCCGACUACGACGAUUCCGAGUCAGGAACCAGUGUAUCUGAUGGUAGUGUUUCGGCAGCCAGUAUCUCUGGUCUUUCUGCAUAUUUUAAUGAAACACUGAACACAAAAUUCUCUCAGAGGACCACAGGACCCCCACUUCCAGGCCCCUGGCUAAAACCCACCUCACAUAGACACAUUAGAGAAGACAAGAGGAUGCAAAUAGUAGGGAGACGUAGAGAGGCAGAGACUUAAUUUUAUCCGAUUUUGAUGUUUACUAAAGCAAGCAUUACUGAAUCGAAAGGGAUUUAAAGCCGCUUAUAUGAAACACUCAACUCAAAAUUUUGCUGCUGGGUACCAUUUUGGGAGAAAUGCACACGUAAAAAUACAGUAAGGAUGACAGGAAACCUGCUAUUUUAUUUUCCAACAUAUAGAUGGCGAUAGAGAGGCAAAGUUACGGAUUGAAGUUUUUAACCAUUUUUUUAAGCAAGCGGCUUCAUUUCCUAAAUAAAAUGUUACGGUUAACAGUAUGAUCAUAAAAGAAUAAUUUGUGUACAAUAGUCAGUCCACGUCUAAUUUCGUAAAUAUGUUAAGUGAUUAUAAAUAAAAAGGUUAGUUAAUAUAUUUUAUGUAAUUGAAAUACACAGCAGGAUACUUUAAAGCGUUUUAAAGCUCUCACUCCAGCUUUCUCUCUCCCGCUCUUCUCUCUCCAUCUCUUGUUCUUCAUAAAGAAAGUCUGCAGUCAUAAACUCACCACGCAUCUUUUAUUUUUAUAUCAGAAUGUUUGUAUUGUAUUUUCACUUGGUAUCUAAAGAGCCAAAUAUUCUUUUUACAUUUUAUAGUGUCCUAAGUCCAACUUUAACUUUCAGUACUUCACACUACCCAUCAUCCCCAACUAAUCAACUCAAUUCCGGAUGAUUUUAGCGCUUGUUGUGCAUUAUUCCUUGAAAACAAGUGCAAUCUUGAUCUCCUCUAAACUGUCUCCUGAGGGAAAUAUUCUUGUCAAUUUUAAUGAAUGGUAUAUAUAUACACACUGUAUGUAUGUAUGUAAAAGUGUUAAGAGGCCAUUUAUUUGUCAGUUUC